Molecule: messenger RNA, 6149 nt
Organism: Zophobas morio
Lineage: Eukaryota; Metazoa; Arthropoda; Insecta; Coleoptera; Tenebrionidae
Product: dipeptidase 1-like
Exons: 2
Coding region: 64-1569 (501 amino acids)
Biological process (GO): proteolysis
Molecular function (GO): metallodipeptidase activity
Source: RefSeq, a predicted model, not a curated record
CACUCCACAGUCGGUGCAGGUAGCACGAGGUGAUCAAUGCAGCAGCCGUGAUGCAUAGGCCCCAUGGUCAACAGAGGCCACGGGACCGAGCCGGACCCGUGGAUGCUAGACCCGGAACUCCGAUACCAUAUCCAGAACUGCCCGUGUCCUUGUAACCACAUGGGAUAUGGCAAUUUCUUAGAUUACCAGAUUCCUCCAUGUCCGCGCCAACUGCCAGUCCAUCAAGAAACUUCUUUUAGUGCAGUGCCUAAUUACGUCCCGAAUAAUUUCUAUUACGAUUAUGAUUACGGAGCAUCCCUAGAAUCCUGCUCAUGCAGUACCGACAGUGAUUCAUCUAGAAGUUCAGUUUUUGGUCCCUGGUGCAUCUGCCUCGCGGUAUGUGUUAUAGUCGCGAUUGUAGCGGCUAGUUUAAGCCUUCCUUUUGCCUUAACUCCUGAGAUAAAACCCCAAACGUUAGAGGAACGCCUAGAAAUCGUCCAUCGUUUAUUGAAGAACGUUCCGUUAAUCGAUGGACACAAUGACUUGCCCUGGAACUUGCGUAAGUUUGUUCACAACAAGCUGUCCAAGCUAAAUCUCAGUGCCAUUGAAGAGCAAGAACCGUGGUCCAAAAGCCGUUGGUCCCAGACGGACAUUCCGCGACUAAAGCGGGGGCUUCUGGGGGCCCAGUUCUGGUCAGCCUACGUGCCUUGCAAAGCCCAGCAUCUCGAUGCGGUGCAAAUUACACUAGAACAAAUAGACGUUGUCAAGCGGCUGGUCGACAUCAACGCUCAGCAUUUCAGGCUGGUGCGAAGUUCCAGCGAGCUGCUCCAGGUGCACAAGGAGGGUCGCAUAGCCUCCCUGAUCGGGGUCGAGGGAGGACACGCCCUGGGCAACUCGCUGGCGGUCUUGAGGACCUUCUACAACCUGGGCGCCCGCUAUCUCACGAUCACGCAUUCAUGCGACACCCCCUGGGCGUGGGGAGCUAAUUCCCCAAGAUCAGAGGGAUUGACGGACUUCGGUAAAAGCGUGAUUAAAGAGAUGAACCGGCUGGGUAUGAUCAUCGACCUCUCCCACACUUCCAUAAGAACCGCUAUAGCCGCCAUCAACGCCUCCCACGCGCCAGUCAUCUUCUCCCAUUCUGGCGCCUAUUCUCUGUGCAACUCCUCGCGGAACGUGCCUGAUGACGUCCUCAAGCUGGUGGCACACAACGGAGGCAUUGUCAUGGUUAACUUUUACACGUAUUUGGUCACCUGUAACGAGAACGCCUCGAUGCACGAUGUCAUCAAACACAUUAACCACAUUAGGAGUGUGGCAGGAAUCGAUCACGUCGGCAUCGGGGCCGGUUACGAUGGCAUCAAUAUGACUCCGGUAGGUCUGGAAGAUGUAUCAAGGUAUCCCCAUCUGCUAGCUGAACUUCUUGCGGAUCCAGUCUGGAGCGAGGAGGACAUAUCGCUGCUGGCUGGUCUUAAUUUUUUGAGGGUAUUCGAGAAAGUUGAACAAAUUAGAGAUAAAUGGAAGUUGGCAGAAAUGUUACCUACAGAAGAUACAGCUCCUUACUUACCCUCACAAUGUACCUCCAUUUAUUCUUGACCUCUGUACCGAUUGAUACACAUAGUGCGACUCAAUUUCAUAUUAUUCAUUUACGAGAAUUUAAUUACCUAAUGGCGAUAUCAUACUUAAUUUAGCGUUGUAUGUUAUUAUUAUUUUAGCCAUCACAUGUCUUUUGCACAUAGUAAUUAUGACAAUAACUUUUGGUUGUAACAACGGUGCCGUCUAACCAUUAUUCCAAAUUACAAACACAAUGGAAUAACAUGUCUUUAAAUGAUAGAUGUUUUUAAAAAUCACACAAGAUACUCUGUAACAUGUUAUUAGUCAGUAAUUUAAUUCCGAUAUUUCACAGAAAAUAGCUUUAGAAGAUUAGAAAAAAUUGCCAUAGUAAGACAAAAUAUGUACUAAAAAUGACAAAAAUGUCUCUUACAUGAAGUAGAAGGCGAGGAAAAUAAUUUAAACAUAAACUGAGAAAUAAGAACAUUGGUGGUUAAUGUAAAUUUUUACUGUCUGAACAUAAAAAAAUCAAGUCAAUGAAUUCAAAUUCUUAAGAGAAUUUAACUGCAAUAAUUUUUUUAUUCGAAAUACACAAUACAACGAUAAUAUUUGUUCAAGGAAUUUUUGAACGUAUUUUCUGAAAUAAUAUUGCAUUUUGAGAUUUUUAAUCAGUCCCCAAAAUGUUUACGUUACUAAUAACAGAUUUAUUAAUAACACAAUCCUUAUAAUGUGGCUCUUUAACACCUUAAAAUCAGACUCGAAAUUUACUAACAAAGUGGGAGACGUCCGGCAAAACCAGUGUCCUGUAUAUUCCUUAAUGGAUCGUAAGUAUAAGUAAGCAGCUAAUUCUUGAGGCAUAAUACCAAAUUUAUGUAUUGGUUACUUUUCACCUUUGCCAUGGCUGUAUUUACAAAAGAAUAUGUAAAUACUAAAGUCUAAAGACCUUAGAGGUACAUAUUUUCUAGAUACGUCUAAAUGCUCGUUCACGAGGAAAAACUUUGAUGCUUUUCCUUUGAUAUCAGGCAAAAUUAUUGGUAGUUUUAAAUAUUGGUUUAUAUCGACGUUAUUGUUGAUAUUCAUCACAAUGUAGACGACUUCAUUUUGCUAGAUAAUCCAAAAAAUACGCCAUUGAUACAGUUGGUAAAUAUAUUGUUGCAUUAUAGCAUUAUGUUUUAAUCUUAUACUUCUUAGAUUUUCCUAAAAUGACUACAAGCAUCCACUGGCCUACAACUUCACUAAAUGUUUUCUUCGUAUUUAUAAAUGCAACAUAACUUAUUUCAUUUUUUUUUCUACUGCAAUAAGGAAACAACAUAAUUAUAUUUCAUUUUGUAGAUUCUUCAUUCUAUAAUUUAUUUCCGUUUCAAGUAAAUACUAAUUUUGAAGCAAUUUUAACUAGUCAUUUAACAUGAAGUGCCUUAUACCGAAUUCCUCCCUUAACAUUUAUUUGUAUAAUUUAAAUCUGCUUUGCUAAACAACGAAGUUGUACAAACUACAUCUAAAACUAUCCAAAACUUGUGCUGCUGACAAUUUUUAUAAAAUUGCCCUUAAUUUCCUUUUCGUAUACUUAUUUGAAUUAUAUGCGGCUAAAGUUUAUAAAUUGUCACAAAGGGAAUACACCAUUUUAUAAAAUCACUUUUCGUAAAACUACUUAUUUAUUUUGUAAACCAACUACAUAUAUUUAAGUUUAACUGUAACACAUUCCAGUUGGUCAAUUUCACUCGUAAUUUCAUUUAUGGUCACAGAAAAAAUAAAACAGUUUUUAAGCAAUUAUUCGAAACUAUUUAAUUCAUUGUCAGUUUAAUUUAUCUUAAUUGAAAAAAUAUUCGUAAUAAGGAGUAUUAUAUACAAAAAAAAUAAUCUCUAAUGAAAUGGUAUUGAAGUGGAAAGCCUAGUACAGAAAUAUUUCAUAAACUGUGGAAUUAACUACCUCAAUAAAAAAAAACUUAAAAUAAUUUACAACCAAAAAAAAACAAAUCAAGUAAAACCCGGAAUUGAGAAGGAUUUAAGUGUUCUUUUAAAUGGUUGUCGAAUAAUUAUUAUUAAUGACAAUCACUUGACAGUUUUGAAAGAUUAUUUUUUUACGUUUUCCCAACUGUUUCCAUGGCGUUGAAAUUUUUAAAUUUAGAACUAAUUGUGCAUGUACGGUAGAACGUCCGAAAUCAAAACGUUCUUAACUUUUGCACAAAUAAUAUUAAUAACAUCUUGAUAUAACUUUUUUAAGUUUGAAUCUUGUAGAGUGAAAACAUUUUGGGAAGAACACUCACACCAAUGAAACGUCGCAGUAGCCGUAAAAAUGUCUGAACGAGUCCACUUGCGAAUUUAGGGGGAGGAAACUGCAUUGAUCAUUCCGUUCAACAUCCUGUUUUGUGGUUCCUUUGUAGCUCAACCUAACGGUGUUGCGUUUCGUCUUUUCGUAGUUCAUGAGUGCUUUUCGUACUUUGUUCAAACGAGCAUAAUAAAUGUUAAUAUCUAUAAAAGUAUCUAGGUAUAUGAAAAUAUAUUUUUUAGAAUGAUCCUAUUUCAAAACACAAAUAAUACACCACUGGCCAUUGCCUAAGUGACAGAUCGUGAUGAUUCAGUAUGUUCUUUUUAUAGUAUUUUCACUGUACGUGACUUUUUAUUGUGUUUAAAAUAGCGACCAAAGUGAUGACCAUAGUCCACUUCAGGUGAAAAUUUUCGAUCACUCGGUACUAUUUUUUAUUACUGUAAGUUUUGAAGAUCAUCCAACCAACUCCACCAAGUAGACUUUAGGAAUGAAUGACUUUCGAGUAGCAUUUAUUGCUAAUUAAAAUAUAACUACACGAAAAGCAAUAACUUCAUUGACUGAAAAGCUACCACUUUUAGGUAAAUACGUGAUAAGCAACCAAUGGUAUUGUUACAAAUUAUUCGGGUUCUAAAUUUUGUGCAGAAAUUUUUAAAUCGACUUAGGUAAUUAAAUUCUUUCAAAUAAAGGUUGCCAUUAAACUAAUACCUGCAGAUGUAAUUUAUAUUAUAAAUGUAUCGUUCAGAACAUGACGACCUACUAUAUUUUGAAAUCUUCGAAUAUUAUUAAAAAAAUGAAUAAAUUAUAGUGGUUCGUCUAAUUCUGUUAUUUUAUUAGAUAUUUUAUUUACUAAAAAUUGAUACUGCAUAUUUUAAUAUUAAUGUACACUAUAUAACAAAAUUAGUGACACUUGUAGUAUGAAAACCAACACUUCCAGACAAUUCACCUUAUUUUGAAAAGGACUAUAAAUAGUUAAUCAAUAUGGAAACGGUUGCGGAACACGCUUGACAGACCUCGAGAAUUGUGUUCAAGUAUAGUGGCUGGCUCUAAAUCAAAACCCUACAUGUGUCAUUAAUAUUCUUGUAUACAAAGUACCGAUUUUAUCUGUAUUUUGUAAUAAUUAUUAUUAUAACUCGUAACACUGCCAUUAAAUUUAUCAUUGCAUACAAUAUUAUUAUAUAAAAUUUACAAUAUUUUAAGAGAUUUGACUUGUUUGUCAAGGGAAAAAUUUUGGCAGAAAAAUAGUGAAUUAUAAUUAAUUAGUGACUAUCGAGUACCUAUCAAAAUAUACAUAAAGUCAAAAAUUUACAAAUUAAGCACGAAACUUUUAAGAUAAAAUAGACACCUACAUAUUUAAUAAUAUUCACAUAGAAAUUUUCGAUGCAUGACAUAAUAAAUAAUAGAACUAGAUAUUACAGCUACAUAAAUCCUUUAUAGAAUUUUUUCAUGUAUCUAUUUUAACUAAUAAAUACUGUACGGGGUGAAAUCUAAAUAUGUAUAAUACAUUCAUACUAAGUGCACAUUGGCCACACUAGAUACUAUGGUACACCAAAAUUAAAAUGACCGAGGUAACUUUUAAAACAGCAAUAAAAAUAUGAACUUCUGUGAGAUAAUAUUUCUUACUAGAGUAUUUCAGGAUAAACAUCUGGGUAGGAUCGAGCUGAAAACGAGACAAGCUGCAUUGAAAAAAUGGCCAACUGGAAAAGUCCGAGCCGUCUUACACGUGGAAGUACGAUAGCGUUAUCCUUCCACGAUAUUUCGUAAUCGUGAUCUAAAUAAUCGGAGAAUACAUAUUAUUUAAGAGAACUUGAUAUUUUUGUUGUAAUCGUAAUACUUGUUUAAAAACGUUUCCCUGGCCACUUUAGCAUUUUUGUACUACAACUUAGGCAUGUGAUUUUAUACAGUUAUUUUAUAAACCUAAACAAAAAAUAAUCUUGUUCAUAAUUAUAAAGGAUAUUAUAGAUAAACUAUAUUUUUAAACUAUAAACACCAUCUCACUAUAAAACAAAACUAUAUCGAUAACAAUAAAUCUGUUAAAGUUUUGUGCUCCCGUUCCGGAUUUAAUAACAAUUUACCCUUUGCCAAAAUAUUUUAAAUUGUUAUUAAAUACAGUGUAUUUACGUUUCGCUACACUAUACAAAGUAAUAGGAAAAAAUUGAUGUGUCUAGUUUUCAUAAUCAAUAUAAGAAUUCUCUUAGGACUUAACGCAUUCUUUCGUAAGUUAUGCAAAUAAUAGAAUUUAUUUUAUUAUAUUAGUGUACUAAAUCAAAAUUAAAGUUUAUUUUAUGAUACAUUGUAGAUGUUAAUGCAGACGCAUAUUUUUAUUGUAUUUCAAAGUUUAUAGACAUUUAGUUAUAUCUGA